AUGGGCUUCCGCGACUUCAAAAACUUCAAUCUCGCAUUGCUUGCGAUGCAACUAUGGAGACUCAUACACUACCCAAAUUCACUUCUCGCUCGCGUCCUCAAAGGUAGAUACUUCCGCCUCUCAAACCCAAUCGAAAUCAACAAAGCGAGCAAUCCCUCUUACGUAUGGAGAAGCCUCAUGGCUGCUCAACCCGUACACAAAGCAGGCAUACGCAAGUCUAUCGGGUCAGGCCAAAGUACCCUAGUCUGGUCGCAACCAUGGCUUCCAACGACACCGGCGCGGCCAGCCAUACCUUGCGGCUCGUCUUUUAACCCGUCCCUACGGGUUAGCGAGCUGAUUGACCCCAUAACAAACGAAUGGAAUCAUGAUCUCUUGAGGGAAAUGGUAGCCCCCAGCGAUAUUACUCUAAUACGUAGCCUCAAACCGUCCCGCUUCCUCCGUGCUAACAGCUACUGCUGGAACCUAGCCAAGUCUGGUGUUUACUCGGUGAAAUCUGGUUAUACUCUGGCCGUGGAAAAAAUGGAAGCUUCGGAACUGGAGCAAAUACUCGAGCCUAGCACCACCACUCUCAAAGCUCGGACCUGGAAGCUCAAGACUACAAAGAAGAUCAAGCAUUUCAUAUGGCAAGCGCUCUCCAACUGCGUACCAGUCUGUAGCUCGCUCUCAGACCGGCACUGUGGAAAUGAUAGAACCUGCCCGAGAUGUGGCGCGGAAGAAGAAACCUGCAACCAUUUGCUCUUCGAAUGUCCGCCCUCUGUUCAAGCUUGGGCGCUGGCUGAUAUACCACACUCUCCGGGGCUAUUCCCGUGCAAUUCGAUAUACAGCAACCUAAACCAUGUCCUAUGGAACGCGAGGACUUACGGGAUCCCAGAUACUCUUCUUGCCACUGUCCCAUGGAUGAUUUGGUACAUCUGGAAAGCUCGCAAUGAUAAAAUUUUCAAUGGCAAAGACACAACUCCACUGGAAACUGUGCAGAUCGCUAAAGCUGAGGCUGAAAGCUGGCGCAUAGCUCAGAUAAUCGAAGAGCCUUACGAAGACGAGGAUGUGGAAGCUCGCCCAAACUCUCAACCUCCACCCACCGGGCCUUCAUUCUCAAUCGACGCCUCCUGGCACAAAGAUGACGCUUUAUUUGGUGGAGGAAUGGUCCUGAUGACCGAGGAUGGGACUACGACUUAUGGUUCAUUCGCUAGUAAACAUGUCUUAACCCCCCUACAUGCGGAGUUCCAAACUCUGUGUGGGCCAUGA
This is a messenger RNA of Brassica rapa (field mustard), 1245 nucleotides long. RefSeq lists its product as uncharacterized. Lineage: Eukaryota; Viridiplantae; Streptophyta; Magnoliopsida; Brassicales; Brassicaceae. The record is from RefSeq and is a predicted model, not a curated record.